AGUCAUUUAUGUUGCUCAAAGAUUUGAAAGCAAUUCAACAAUAUUAAAUCCAAAAGAGGAAAAUAUUGAAAAUACAAUGCAGGGUAUUAUUUAAGCCAAAGGAUCAAAAGACAAAAAUAAAUUUAACUACGUAAAUUACAAUGUGACAAAUAUAUCAAGUCUAUUGUUUUUCUAAUUUUAAUUGAAAAAUUGUUAUCAAUUUUUAUCGAGCGCACGUGUGUGUGUGGUAUUUAUUUGAAAAAUGGAACCCCCACUGCAAGGAAAAAUGGUUAUACGUGCUCCAUCAUUGAAACGAGCCAAAUCGGAAGAAGGCGAUCGUUUUCAAUUGGAGCAUGUUAUGGGUGUGACACUUAGCAGUAAUUCAGCCCUUGUCACUGAUCCAAAUUCACAUUUAGUGGCCUAUCCUUCAGGUUGCACAGUCGUCUUGUACAAUUCAGCAACAUGUGUUCAACAAGCACAUAUAAUAAAUACAUGCCGCAAAACAAUCACAGCCUUAGCAUUUAGUAGCGAUGGACGAUAUUUAGCUACAGGUGAAUGUGGGCAUUUACCAUAUGUAAGAAUAUGGGAUUUACAAGAUACAUCUGGUUGUUCUGGUGGUACACAAAUAGCUGAGUUUCAGGGACAUCAAUAUGGAAUUAAUUGUGUGGCCUUUUCUCCAUCAAACAAAUAUGUAGUUAGCAUAGGAUCCCAACAUGACAUGAUAGUAAAUGUUUGGGAUUGGAAAAAUAAUUUAAAGAUUGCAAGCAAUAAAGUUAGUCAAAAAAUUAAAGGUGUUUGUUUUGCACAAGAUGGUAGUUAUUUUGUAACAGUUGGCAACAGACAUGUGAAAUUUUGGUAUUUAGAAUAUACAAGAAAUACAAAGUACAAAGAAGCAGUACCAUUAGUUGGUCGUGCUGCAAUAUUAGGUUCACAAAGAGGACAAAAUUUUGUUGCGGUUGCGUGUGGUCGAGGUGAAUGUUCUGAUAGUACAUAUGUAGUUACCAAAUCUGGUUUAUUAUGCCAAUUAAAUAAUAGGAGAUUAUUAGAUAAAUGGCUUGAAUUAAGGACUUCAAGUGCGUCGUCAAUGACAGUAGGUGAAAAAUAUAUAUUUGUUGGAUGUGCCGAAGGAAUUGUUAGAUGCUUUGAUCCAUUCACGCUUAACUUUGUUACUACCUUGCCAAGAACUCAUCAUUUGGGUGUAGAUGUUAGUCUUGGUACUAAUAUAAGUCAUAUGUCAAUUCAUCCAGCUAAUGCCAAAUAUCCUGAUACAGUAGCCGUAGCGUAUGAUGAAAUCAACCAUAAACUUACCUCAGUAUAUAAUGAUCAUUCGAUCUAUGUUUGGGACGUUCGAGAAGUUAGAAGGGUGGGAAAAUCACAAUCAUUUUUAUAUCAUUCUGCUUGCAUCUGGGGAAUUGAAAUGAUUCCGACUAGAGAGGAAAUAUCAUUAUAUAGAAAUCCUAUAAAAGAUACGCUUCCAGAUGGGUGUUUUAUCACAUGUAGUUCAGAUGAUACAAUUCGAAUUUGGAAUCUAGAAGGAAAUCAUGAUUUAGGAAAUAUUUAUAGUAAUGAAUUAUUAAAGAUAAUUUAUAUGGAUCCAGAUCUAAAUUAUAUUAAAGAUCAAGAUCAAACAUUAACUGGUAGCAACGAUAAAGUGGAAAUAUCAUAUGAUGGAAAGAAUGGUGUACGAUGUAUUCGUAUACGACCGGAUGCUAUUCAUUUAGCGGCUGGUGAUCGUGCUGGCAAUAUUAAAAUACAUGAUAUGCGAACGAUGAAAGAAAUUUAUAAAAUUGAAGCACAUGAUGCUGAAGUAUUAUGUUUAGAAUAUUCAAAGAAUGGUCGAUUAAAUGAACCAAAAAGUUCAUAUCCACGAUUACUUGCUUCAGCAUCUAGAGAUCGAUUAAUUCAUGUAUUUAAUGUGGACGAUCAUUAUAAUAUUCUACAAACCUUAGACGAUCAUUCAUCAUCAAUUACAGCCGUUAGAUUAAUUAGUACAGCAGCUGAUCAAUUAAAAAUGAUUUCAUGUGGCGCUGAUAAAAGUAUUAUUUUUAGAAAUUUAAUGAUAGGAAAUAAUGCACCUACGCCGUUUGUAUUAUUCCAACGUGAUCAUAAUGUUGCCGGUCGUACAACUUUAUAUGAUAUGGAAAUUGAUGCAAAUAGUAAACAUAUAUUAACAGCUUGUCAAGAUCGUAAUGUACGACUUUAUAGUACGAAAGCUGGACAAUAUGUAAGAUCAAUACGUGGUUCACCAUCUGAAGAUGGAAGUUUAAUUAAAGUAACGUUAAAUACGUCUGGGCGUUAUAUGGCUACGUCAUGUACUGAUAAAACAUUGGCUGUUUAUUGUGCAUGGUCAGGCCAGUUACUUGCAUGUGUUUGUGGCCAUUCUGAGUUAGCAACUGGAUUAAAAUUUACUAAAAAUAGUGAUAGAUUAGUCUCAGCAGGUGGUGAUGCAAGUAUUCUUUUAUGGAAACACAGACAACAGAAAAAGCCAUUAGUCAUUCCUAGCGGUGGUGAAUAUGAACCUGAUGGAAUGUCUUCACCAACAGAAGCUUUGGAGACAUUUGAUCCAAGCGCUAAUUUAGUAGAUACGGCUGAUUACAGGUUUAGUGUUGGUCCACUUCCAUUAUGGGCGAAGAAACAAAUCACAGAGGAUGCUAAUUCAGCAACAAGUUUAACUAAAUCAGUAGAUUUACCGAAAGGUCGAUGGGCACAACGUGUUGAACAGGGUGGCAUUUCAGUUCGAUCCGUAUUUGAUACUGAUAGUAUAAUUGCAUUUCCUGAACGUCAAGAUCCAAAACCGGAUUCUGAUGGUUCAAAGGAUAGUUCAAUUGAUAGUGGAACUGAAUCACGUAAUUAUCCAGAAUACAGACGAGAAUCCACAAUUAAAUUUAAACAGGAGGAUGAACAAACAGAAGAUUUUCAACCUUGCCCGGAAAGCUUGUUAGAAAUUACUACUACUUCACAGUCCUAUAGCUCAAAUCAUUCCAUAACUAUGAAUCGAAGCCAUAUUACAUCAAGACAUCAUCCGAAUACAGAUGAUAGUUCAUUGGGAAGUAUGCUAGGAGGAAGUAGCGCUUUAGGUGGUGAUACCUGUGAAGAUAGUAAUGCUGAUAAUGAUGGUGAUGUUGAAGAUUGUUCAGAUACAGAUCAACGUAAAAAAUCGAUGAAAUUACAAUUCCCUGAAGUUGCAGUAGAUUCACCAAGUGAAUAUACAGUAAAUGCUAUGAGUGUAGACGAGUUAAGAAAAUCAUUACGUAAAUCGAAAACAAAACGAGAGUUACCUUUAAUAUCAAUUUCAACGACGUCAGUUUCAGGCAGUCAAGAAUCUGAUUUUGAUGAUGAUGAUGCAUCAACUCCUAGUGGUGAUAAUACGGAUAAAAAUCCAAUAUCAUUAUUAUCAGGUAGUACGGAAUCAUUAGAUACCAUUGCAAAUCGUGGUAAAUAUUUACAAUCAGCGUUUGAUUCAUUAAGUGGGGUGGAACAAGAUUUAACUACAGGUAAAACAACAUUAUCGUCACUCCAUCAUAAUACACGAAUUAGUACAAGUGGCGUUCCAGCUAGAAAUAUUCCAUUAGUCAAUGAAGCCAAACAUAGUAAAUAUGAGAAUGAUGCAUUAGGAAAACGAGAAGAACUGAAUAGAAUUAUCAAAGAAACCAGAAUGAAAUUACAAAGUGUGGGAUAUAAAUCAAAUUUAAAAUCCAGUCAAUCAGUUUUGGAUUUGAGUCCGAUACCUGAAAAACAAAAACCCCAAACAAAUCGUAAUACAUUACAUGUGCCCCCAGAUGAUGACAUUGAUUCCGAAGGUGGUUUACGUCGCGCAUGCUCACUAAGUGACCUUACUGACCCGUCCCCAGCAAAACAACAAUCUAACUUAUCUUCAGCCAAAAUUAUGCACAAACCAAUACCACGGGUGCAACAAACGUUGCGCAUGUCAAAAGGUACUAAUAUGACUAGAAGUUCAUCGGUAGGAAUAUUAAAUCAAUCAGAAAGUGAAACAGAAAUGCAUAGCAUGCAUGCUGGAAUGCAACCACCAAAGGCUAUGCCCAGAAGUAAUUUAAUGCGACCUACAAUAAGCUCACAAAAUAAAGUUGCCAAUACGAAUAAAACGAAUUUAAGGCGACGAGCUUUGCAGUCAUCUUAUUCUACAGCAAAUUUGACUAUGGUUGGUCAAGACGAUAGUUCUAGCGAUGAUCAACAACAUUUAAAAUCAAAUAAAAUGGCUAGGAAUAGAUCACACAGUAUUGAUCAUACGGCUGGCGUUGGUGGUGGAGGUAAUUGGAACCAAAUCCAGAGUCGUCGAAAUAAAGAGAAUUUAGGACCUAAGUCUAGAGGUAGUAGGAAUGGUUUAUCAGAUAGAACCAAUACAGAUACUCCCAAAACUGAUUCAGAUAUAGACUUAGCAAAUUCGGAAGUGACAUCUCAAUUAUGUAACAAAAUAGCCGAACAAUUAACACAUACUGCUGAAAACGUUGUACAAUUAUAUCGUCGUUUAACAUUAAAUGAAACCUUAUCACCAGAACAAUCAACAAAUUCAGAGGAAAUCGAUAAAUCACAUAUGAUGAAAAACUUAGAAUGUGCCAUGUUAGAAACACAAAAAAUAUUACAAUUAGCUGUUAAACAGCAACAACAACAACAAGAUGUAAAUAAUUUACAAGAUGGAAAUGGUCAUGGGGGUGGGAGUGAAUCCAUUGACGUGAUAAGCCAUAACAAUUUACGUGAUUUAGUUGCAAUGAGCACGGCAGCAAAUAAUAGUGCUAACAAUUCAACCAAUCAAGCGAAUGUAGUGUUAAUGAUGCAACAAUAUAGUGAUAUUUUAUUAAAUAUGAUGCAACAAAAAAUGCAACAGAAACAUUCGUAAAUCUGUUUUUAUUUCAUUUUUAAAAUUAACAACUUUCAUUAAUUAACUAAAAAAAGGCAAAAACA
This is a messenger RNA of Chrysoperla carnea, 4899 nucleotides long. It is a transcript of the gene Wdr62, whose product is annotated as mitogen-activated protein kinase-binding protein 1. Gene Ontology annotation, molecular function: protein binding. Lineage: Eukaryota; Metazoa; Arthropoda; Insecta; Neuroptera; Chrysopidae. Gene Ontology annotation, cellular component: mitotic spindle. The transcript has 25 exons. Gene Ontology annotation, biological process: regulation of mitotic cell cycle; mitotic spindle organization. Bases 242 to 4834 code for a protein of 1530 amino acids. The record is from RefSeq and is a predicted model, not a curated record.